Messenger RNA from Lachnellula hyalina, 1116 nucleotides. It is a transcript of the gene dus4, whose product is annotated as tRNA-dihydrouridine(20a/20b) synthase [NAD(P)+]. Bases 1 to 1116 code for a protein of 371 amino acids. The transcript has 6 exons. The record is from RefSeq and is a predicted model, not a curated record. Gene Ontology annotation, biological process: tRNA processing. Lineage: Eukaryota; Fungi; Ascomycota; Leotiomycetes; Helotiales; Lachnaceae. Gene Ontology annotation, molecular function: flavin adenine dinucleotide binding; tRNA dihydrouridine synthase activity.
AUGCCCAAUAUCACAGAGGGCGAUGGAGAAGCGCUGCAGCUCCCUUCUUCAUUGGAUAUCAAUCCUCUUCAGCUUUUUGAUAUUGCCAAGUCUGAAGGCAGGCCAUUAUAUACUUCUGCUCCUAUGGUCAGGUAUAGUAAGCUGGCAUUCCGAGAAACUGUAGCCCGGUAUGGAACGGAUUUGACUUGGACGCCUAUGAUCCUGGCAAAAGAGUUCAAUCGUUCUCUCUUUGCACGUGAUAGUGCAGCCGCUGGUAUUGCUUUUCUCUCUCUUGCCAGUCUGAUAUCUGCCGCAGACUUCACCACAUCUCCCACGGCGCCGCCAACAAUCGUCCAGUUCGGCUGCAACUCACCAGAUGAGAUUUCCCGCGCAACUACCCUACUCGCCCCGUAUGUCAACGGCAUCGAUAUUAACUGCGGGUGUCCGCAAUCAUGGGCGUGUGCAGAAACCCUCGGUGCCGCCUUGAUGCACAAGCGGGAGUUGGUAGCAUCCAUGGUCACAGCAGCAAAGAACACACUUGCUUCCCUCGGGUACUCAGACAAGAAAACGGUCUCGGUAAAGAUCCGCAUUCACAAAGACCUCCGCCAAACCAGCGACUUCAUCAGGACCGUCGAAGCAGCCGGCGUAGAUUUCAUCACCAUCCACGGGCGCACGAGGAGCACGCCCUCGCACCAGCCCGUAGAUCUCAACGCAAUCGCCCUCCUCACAGCACACACGACGGUGCCGACUCUCUCCAACGGCGAUGUAUUUUCUCUGGCAGACGCACACGAACAUGUGGAGGCUACGGGUGUCGACGGUGUGAUGAGCGCACGGGGCAUUCUUGAGAACCCCGCGCUUUUCUUCUCCACAGCGCACUCCGCAUCCACAUCCACAUAUGAGGGGUGCAGUUGGGGGGUUGUGGAGACGUUUGUGAAUAAUGCGAUAAGAGCGCCAAUCCCUUUCAAGUUGAUUGUGCAUCAUUUGAGUCAGAUGUGUGGGAGCGAUCACUCGCAGAGUGGGAAAACGCUGCUGACGAAGGAGCAGAGGGGACGGUUGAUGGCGUGUAAGGGGUUGGGGGAAGUGAUUGAUUUGUUGGAUGAGGUGCGUGAAAUGGAAGGGGGGUUGAGAAGAUAUUGA